Messenger RNA from Durio zibethinus, 613 nucleotides. Its product is annotated as PLASMODESMATA CALLOSE-BINDING PROTEIN 1-like. Lineage: Eukaryota; Viridiplantae; Streptophyta; Magnoliopsida; Malvales; Malvaceae. The record is from RefSeq and is a predicted model, not a curated record.
UUUACCAACUUAACUCUUCUCCAUGGCAGUACCAGUCUUAAAGCUGGUAUUGUUCUUGCUCUCCUUGCUAGUAAACAGCUUCCUGGUUGUUCAAGGAACAAGCUGGUGUGUGGUCAGGAGUGAUGCAUCUAACCAAGCCCUGCAAACUGCUCUCGACUAUGCAUGCGGCACUGGUGCUGACUGCAGCCCUCUUCAGUCAAGUGGGCUUUGUUUUCUUCCCAACACAAUCCAGGCUCAUGCUGCUUAUGCUUUCAAUAGCUACUACCAACGUAGGGCCAUGGCACCUGGUUCCUGUGACUUCGCUGGCACUGCCACUGUUGCUAAAACUGAUCCCAGUUAUGGAUCUUGUGUGUACCCAUCUUCUCAAAGCACAGCUGGAGGGAUAGCUACACCAACAACACCAACAACAGUGAUAAACAACCCGAAUGUGCCGACAACUACACCAAUCAAUGGCGGUGGCAGUGCUGGUGUAAAUAACCCUGGACUGACCCCUCCAAUACCCACAACAAAUGACUCAAAGGCUUCAUUGGAUUGUAUGGUCGCCACAAGCUCAAUGUCUGUCAUGAUCUUACUUGUUCUAUCAUUUAUUUUGCACCCAAUAUGGAUCUUUUAA